This is a messenger RNA of Papaver somniferum (opium poppy), 1117 nucleotides long. Its product is annotated as GDSL esterase/lipase CPRD49-like. Lineage: Eukaryota; Viridiplantae; Streptophyta; Magnoliopsida; Ranunculales; Papaveraceae. The transcript has 6 exons. The record is from RefSeq and is a predicted model, not a curated record. Gene Ontology annotation, molecular function: hydrolase activity, acting on ester bonds. The coding region runs from base 203 to 973 and encodes 256 amino acids.
CGUAAGCGUCUAGAAUUUCAUUUUACCUAAAAACAUGUUCCACCACUGUACAUUUUGGUUCAGUUUCUAACUUCCAACAACUUUUUUUAUUGUUCGGCUCGUCUCCUCUACUCUUCUUCUUCAUCUUCCUUACCCAUCCUCCUCGUCUUUAUAUCUCUGUAAACUCCAUUACAUAAAACCUAAGACUAUUGAGAAGGACAAGAUGGUAGGACCCCAGAGACCACAAAUCGUUCUUUUUGGAUCUUCAAUCGUUCAGUUCAGUUUCAGCAAUGGUGGAUGGGGUGCUAUUCUUGCCGACGUCUAUGCUCGUAAAGCAGAUAUAGUAUUGCGUGGAUAUAGUGGUUGGAAUUCAAGACGGGCUAUACAAGUCAUCGACCGAGUUUUUCCAAAGGAUGCAGCUGUGCAACCUUCUUUGGUUAUUUGUUACUUCGGUGGUAAUGAUUCGAUGGGGCCUCAUCCAUCGGGAUUAGGUCCUCAUGUGCCCCUAGAAGAAUACAUUGAGAACAUGCGGAAGAUUGCUGUCCAUCUUAAGAGCCUUUCAGAGAACAUACGCAUUAUCUUUCUAAGUUGUCCUCCUUUGAAUGAAAAAAUGCUCCAGGAAUCGUCAAGUACGAUAUUCAGUAAACUAGUUCGGACAAAUGAAACCUGUCGGCUAUAUUCUGAAGCUUGUAUAGAAAUGUGCAAGGAGAUGGAAAUAAAAGUCGUUGAUCUGUGGACUGCAAUUCAGAAAAGGGAUGAUUGGUUGAGUACUUGCUACACGGAUGGAGUUCAUUUUUCUGCAGAAGGAAGCAAGAUAGUUGUUGGCGAGAUACUAAAGGUCCUAAAGGAAGCCGAGUGGGAACCUUCGCUACAUUGGAAGUCACUGCCGACUGAAUUUGCAGAAGACUCAGAUUGUGAUCUUAUUGCCUCGGACGGAAAGACGACUAUUAACAUUUCUGAAUGGAACUUUCACAGGGAUAUCCAAUGGGAUUAGGUUCUAGACAAAAUGUCACAGAUCCAACCCUUUAUUUCCUUACUACUUCAAUAACUCAAAAGUAUUAUUCGUUUAACUAUGAAAGUUUUUUACUGUAUUAAACGAUUGAAAAUGAAUGAUCACUGAUUUUAAUAGCUCGAGUUC